Molecule: messenger RNA, 1337 nt
Organism: Aspergillus homomorphus CBS 101889
Lineage: Eukaryota; Fungi; Ascomycota; Eurotiomycetes; Eurotiales; Aspergillaceae
Product: WD repeat-containing protein
Exons: 3
Coding region: 219-1337 (372 amino acids)
Biological process (GO): mRNA export from nucleus
Cellular component (GO): THO complex part of transcription export complex
Molecular function (GO): protein binding
Source: RefSeq, a predicted model, not a curated record
GUCUUCUUCGUUCAUCAUUGUCCAACCUCAAUCGCCCCCACAACUCUUCGCCUGAUUGCUUCCCUCCUCCGUGUAAGAGAUACCACCUCAAGCCACCAAUCGCCGCCCUCCGGGGCCUCAGACGACCACUGCAGAUUAGCUGCCCGCCGCAAGCGCAGAUCUGCCAGUGCCCGCACCGCAGCAACACCACCGCAGCAGCAGCAGCACCGGGUUGCGCAAUGGCACCCCCACCUCUUCGUCGCAACCUGCUCCCCAAAGACCGCUUCGCCUUCAACUUCGGGAGUCUGAAGACGCAAAAUUACCAUGAUCCCGUCGCGCGGGGGCCAGGAUCUCAUACAAUCCGGACCAUCGCCUGGAACCCGACGGGCCAGCUCGUCGCCACCGGAUCCGCCGACCGCACGCUUCGAAUCUGGAACCCCGAACGCUCGCAAGUCAAAUACUCGACCGAACUGCGCGGCCACACGGCCGGCAUCGAGAAGGUCGUGUUUAACCCCACGCGCGACUCGGAGCUGGCCAGCUGCUCGACGGACGGCACGGUGCGGUUCUGGGAUGUGCGGUCCAAGACGUGUGUGAGUCGGUUGGAUGUGGGCACGGAGGCGUUCACGUUGUCGUGGUCGGCGGAUGGGAGCACGAUGAUCGUGGGCAGGAAGGACGACACUCUCAUCCCGAUCUCAAUCGAAUCCCUCUCAACGCCGACCAUCCUCAGCGACACGCCCGCCUCAACCACGACCUCCAAACCCGCACACACCUCAACAAGCACCUACCGAACCCUCGAGCCGCACCCCCAACCGGUCCAAACAAACGCAACGACCUUCUCGCACCACAUCGCCAACCCAACAGCACCAGAGCUUCACCUCUUCGCAACAACAGGCGAAGGCACAGUCAAGAUCCUCUCGUACCCGAGUUUCGAGCCGCUGCACACGCUGCACGCGCACACGUCGGCGUGCCUGUCGAUCGCGCUGGCGCCGACGGGCCGGUACCUGGCUGUCGGGGGCAGCGACGCGCUGAUCUCGCUGUGGGACACGACGGACUGGAUCUGCCGGCGCACGGUGUCCAGUAGCAAUGGCGGCGCCGUGCGCGGCGUGAGCUGGAGCUUCGACGGCCGCUACCUCGUCGGCGCCUGCGACGAGGUCGGCUGCGGCGGCAACGGCCUCGAGGUCUUCCACGCUGAGACCGGCGAGAGUGUCUACACCGUCCCCGUCGCCGGCGGCGUCAACUCCGGUAUCCCUGCCGUCGCGUGGCAUCCCUCGCGCUACUGGUUGGCGUAUUCGACCACCGCGGAUGGGGGUGGGCAUGGUGGUUUGAAGAUCGUCGGUGCUGCUGGGGGGAAUCUGUAG